Molecule: messenger RNA, 1065 nt
Organism: Penicillium salamii
Lineage: Eukaryota; Fungi; Ascomycota; Eurotiomycetes; Eurotiales; Aspergillaceae
Source: the annotation of a GenBank genome assembly
AUGACACAUUCAACGGCAUUGGCUCGUCUGAGGCUGUCUAGGCAUUCUAUAUUCGCUACGUCGAGGCUGGUAUACCCAUCCCAUAUCGAGCAUGUGACGCCAGUGAUAUUUCAAAGUCCAAGAUAUAUAACCCGCUCACUCUCGUCUCAAUCCAACAACAAUGUCGCAGAUAAUACAUUUCAACAAGGAAACAGAUUGUCUGGUCGAAAGUGUCUAAUCACAGGCGGCACAUCAGGGAUCGGAUAUGCCAUUGCUGAGCGAUUCCUGCAAGAGGGGGCAUCGACAAUAGUCCUAGUGGGCCGAUCCCAGGAGCGCCUGGAACAGGCGGCAUUAAGACUGGCACCGUUCACGAACACAUCACCCAUUGAAGAAGGUGAUAGUACGGUUGCCACUCGCGCUCCAGAAGAGGAUGCCCGGCAAAGCCCAUCGGGGAACAUCCGUCUACUCGUCGGCGAUGUCUCCGAUGCCCGAUCAUGGAUGCGCGAACUCGAAAAGGAAAUGGCAAGCCAACCUGCAAACGUUGAUAUCUUAGUCAAUGCAGCCGGGAUCUCGAUAUCAAACAUCCUGCCGAGGUCCGAGCUAGACGAUAUCUCAACAAUUCUCCGCACCAAUCUUGAAGGCGCAAUGCUGACUUCACGGGCAUUAAUGCGAGCUUCAAUUCGUAGCCGCAUUCGUAAUCGAAACGAUUCAACUGCAGGACAGAAUGUCCGCUCAAAGUGCAUCAUCAAUGUGUCCUCCCUGCUCGCGUUGAAAGGCGGAACCGGGGCAGUCCCCUAUGCCGCUUCCAAAGCUGGGCUUUUGGGUCUGACUCGAUCGGUAGCUGCCGAAGCAUCAGCCUCAAUGAAGGACAUCGUUAUUCGAUCGAACGCUAUUGUGCCGGGAUAUAUUGAAACCCCUAUGGUGGCAGAUUUUACACCUGGUGAAACAAGCAGAUUGAAAGAUCUCAUUCCUCUUCAUCGAUUUGGAGAUGCGCGCGAGAUUGCAGAUGCAGCUGUCUUCUUGGCGCAAAACGAAUACGCCAAUAAUUGUGUAUUGAAUCUCGACGGGGGACUCAGUGCCGUUUAG